UUUGGCGGGAACAACAAAUUCAGACAUGUUAUAUGAGUUCUGUACUUGCUUGGCCGUUUGUAGCAGUAGCUUGGCCCCCUUGAAGACCCGCGAAAACUGGAGUAGUUGCUUGGCUACUUGAGAAUUGAUGGUUCUUUUGCCCUUGACGAAGCAAUUCGAUAUGAUUUCCUUCCUGCUUCCUUGCGCACUGCUUCAUCUGUUGCUUUAAUCAAAUCAUAGCUCCCUACUUACCUAGAAUAUGAAUUCCUCCCUUAUAACCACUACUUUGGGCACUUAUACUUUCCUGGCUAAUUUCCACAAGACAACACUAGCACUGCAUUUGAUGUUUCUUAACUCCUUUAGCCCAUUAAUUAAGGGCACAGGACAAGGUGUUUUUAUGAUCGCUACCUUAUUGACCGCCACUUCUGUAUUUCUUAUCGCCUUCAUUGCUGCUCCUCCUGUAGAUAUUGAGUGUCUUGUCAGCUUGCCUAUUCUGUAUAUAUAACCAAUUGAAUAAAAUAAGUGCAUUUCUCCAGUUGAGGCAUGAUUGAAAUUCGAAUAUUCCCUCCUGACAGCUUAUACAAAGAAAGCCUUUACGUAUAGUAAAGAAAGAAGAUAGUUUUGGUUGGUUGUUGACCAACUAGUAUAGGGGGUUUUGAUUCUCUCUUACAUCAACUUCGUAAUUACAUGAAGCCUUGCCCAAAUCAAUACUGAGAUCUCUUUAUUUCUUUAGGUCCUAUUCCUCAAUGGCAUUUCGAAGACGGGGUUUACUGUAAUCUAUGUGUCUUUCCCCACGAUUGGUUUGAACAGCUCAUUGGAGAAAGAAUAGGAAUAACUAGAAAAUGGAGUCCGCCUUCUUUUGAAUCGAUAAGAUGAUUUCAGGUUGGAAGGCUAUGCGGUAGAAAUAAGGUGGAUAGGCGUGAGAUAAUCAAAUCAGAACCAAGCCUAUGAAACCUUUGUACAUAAGGGCUACCCACCAGAAACUGUUUACAAACACAACGGCUUGAUUACCAUGUCCAUCUUCCGUAUGUAAGAUCUUUCCUAACAAGAGAGGACUGGCCCUUUCGGCUGAUUCAAUCAGAGAUGAAGCGCAACGCUGGCUUUUGGGUAAUAUCUAUGUUGUUAGGCUUAGGCCUACGAUUAAUUACACUUUUUGUAAGGCGGAUCCGCUUUAAAGUAGGCAGUUCCUACAGAUGCUUUAUGUUCCAGAUAGAAUCGAAUGGAUAUCUUCAAAACUCCGAGUUGUCUAGUAGUACCCGUUAAGGAUAUGUGCAUCAUUUGAUCAUUCGGUUAGGAAGGAGGAUAAUCAAUGGCAUCCUCCCGGCCAAUCUAUAUGUUUUGUUAAUAACACAAGCUUCUUGCUGUGAAAGCUGUAGUGAGGUUUUUUAAGAUUGAGUUAGUAGCGACCAGCUAAUAAACUAAUGAACACUGGUACAAUAUGUCCUAAGGCAAAAAACGGUGUUGUCUUUCAUGUCCUGCUUGGUCUGUUCUAUUUAUUAGACAGUUGCAUCGCUUUUAGUCAGGCGUACCCUCCGACCUCUCGGCAAAUAGAGAAGGAGAUAGAUCCUGCAAUGAAAGAACGCCUUCAGCUGAUUCUAGUUUGACUCAACAACACUCCGACCACUGUACAUAAUGGAAAAUAGAUUCCAAAUCAUUCCGGAAUAGGAAUUAGGCGUUGCUUCCUCCUACCUUGUUGGGGGCCUGUUCUAGCUCCUAUAAAACAACCUUUUCCUCUAUCUAUUUUCUACUUGGUUUGUCUCUGAGGGGAUGUGGUAACGUAAAAGGGAUAUGAGAAAUCAUUUGGAAUUUACUAAAAUAGAGCUUUUGUGUUCGCCUUUCCUUAAAAUACUGUAUCUUGGGUUAUUCUUCUCCACUAACAUGUAAGAAUUUGUAGAUCUAUAAUAUACUUAUAGAAAAGGAGUCACUAGAAUACUUAUAGAAAAGGAGUAACUAGAAGCCUUUCCUGUAGUAAUGUCCCAGUAACCAUAACUAAGAAAUGGCCUUAUUAUAUAGAUGAACUAAGAAAUGGCCUUAUUAUAUAGAUGAACUAAGAAAUGGCUUUAUUAUAUAGAUUUGGAAAUAAACAAGCGUACUUGAAGUUAAUUGCGGUUAGGUACCUUCUGGAAUAGAAUGGAGAGUUAGUUGGUUUCAAAAAGCAAUGAUCUAGUGCUUAGCAGAGGAGUUCGAAAGAUUAUAUGGCCUUUACUCAACAUUAGUUAGAACGCUGAGGAUAUAGGCUCGGUAGAAAUUAUGGAUUCAUCAAAAUCAGGAUUUUUCUAUAUCUCGGGUGAGCCAAGCAACUGGACAAGUAACUACUAAUGAAGUGAAGAAGGCUUCUUUUCGAGUCGUUAAUGUCAACACUCCGCCCCACAGCUGAAUGGAAUUAUUUGGAUUUAGUUGUGACCAUUGUUCUCAUGAGUCGUACCUUGGGGUGGGUGUUAGUAUAUCUGUCUUUAUUACAUUUGAUGCUUGAAGCUGCAAACCAAUCUUAGUCCUUAUGUGCACCUCAAUAGGAGUAUGGUAAGGAAGUUCGUUCGACUCUUUGUUAAGAGAUACUAUAGCCAGCCACGAGUUGAGUUAGGUUAUUUUGGAGAUCGACCUAAGCCCCCCUAAUAACACUUUUUCUUUGAGCUGUAAGAUAUACUACAGUUGGUGGAGCAUAUCAAAGUCCAAUGUAUAUUCCGUUGAAUCAGAGAUCUAGCAGCUAUGAAACGAAUUGAAUCAGAGAUCUAGCAGCUAUGAAAGGAAUUUAGUAUCAGACGAGAACCGAGCGAGCUCAUUCGGUUUGGUCUUCUCUGGAAGAUCUAUGAUUUGGUAGCAGAGAAGGGUUUAGGUUGUAUCGUCGUUCCAGUCACGAUGAAAAACAAGCGAAAAUACCGAUCAAACGAAAUUAGGACGAUGUUAAUGGCCGGCUUAGUUCAUGGGCUGAAGAAAGGCGGGGUUCCUGAUCUAUUGCAGAAGAAGAAGGCUCACUAGCAGAUGAGCUAACUCGAGGACUCGAAUCAGUGUGUUGCAGGCAUUUUCAGUUGCUGGCCUGGCCAAGGAGGAUUCCAAUAAUCAAAGAUGAUAGCUCUUCUUGAACUUCCGGAAGUGAUAGAAACCAUGAAACCGACUGAUGCCUCGCUAAUCAAAGCGGAAUAUCUCGAUCCUUGCUUGCUUCCCAGAAAUGAUCUGACCGCGCAUUGCCGGAUAACACGUCUCGCACCGUAGCGCCUGAGACAUAAGGUCUUCCCACAAAUAGAUACUUAGCCGUCGAAACAGCACUAUUGGGCUCAAGUCCCUCAUGAGAGAAAGACAGACGCAUUCAUUGAUCAGCCACCAAGCAAUAAACAAGAUCCAUCUAUGAUAUGAUCAGCCACCAAGCAAUAAACAAGAUCCAUCUAUGAUAUUCAACAAGAUCUAUCUAUGAUAUGUUAUUUCCAUAAAUCAAGAACAAUGGAGAAUCUUUCAAUAUCUUGUGUCUCGAAGAUGUACAAUCAUCCUUUUCAUGUGCAAGGAAACCAGUAGAUAGGCUCGUUCCUAUCUUUGAGAAUCCUAUCUGGAAUGCCUUUCUUCCACUUCCCCGCCUAACUCCAACUAUCAGAUUUGCUUCCACCGCCUAGUUACUCACUAUGGGAUUAGCUUACAGUAGUCGGGCCUAUAACAACUACUGCUGACAAGACUGCCCUUACUUGCUUCUAAGGGAAAGGAACGAAAACAGGUAGACGAACAAAGGAACGAAACCGGGGCUAAUGGGGCUUACCCCACAGACAAGGGAAUCUAUCUGCUGACAAACAGACCUGUCCUGGCGCUUCUCAUACUUAUACUAGAAACUGGGAAUCGAGCUAUUGCCUUUAAGACUAGAAGAGCUACUGCAUUGGAUCUAGCGUCAAACUACCUCUCCUUGUACCAACUCUGGAUUGUUAAUGAAAGAGUAUACACCUAUUACAUAUAAUACAGAUUGAAAUCAAUGAGAAGAGAAAAAGAUUGGAACACUGUCCCCAUACGCUGAAACCGCUAUUAUCAUACUUAUGGAAUCAAUAAGGGAAUAAAAGAAUCACUAAAGUAAUACAGAAAUGAACUAUAGGACAUACUAAAAUAGAACUCCAAAAGUCAGGCUCGAACUCGCAACUAGCUCUCUCGGGCAUACAAGGGUCGAACAAGGGUAUACAAGAAAGGCUGCUACUACUUAUAGAAUCCAACUAGCACCAACACAAGACUUACGCCUUAACACAUCCAAUCCAACUAUCAACUGCAGAACUCAACACUGCACUGGCAAUUCCACUCAUAAGUAAAGAAUGAGAAGCUACCAAGUAAAGCUCUCACUCUCACUAAAUAAUGGGGUCAAGUAAUAGGAGACUUAAGGCAAGGUAGUUAGCCGAGUUUCCAGUAGUUCCAAUCUACAUUAUGUAAGAUCAAGUAUGAGAAGGCACAGUUCAGGCCCUAUCAGUAGUCGCUUUAGUCUAAUAGUCUGAUUGAAGAUCUUAUCAAUAGUAGUUGUAGCCUUCUUUCUUAGUGCAAGUCCCUUAGUGCACUGAUCCAUUCCCAGCUCCGAGUUUAAUGUCCCUGUAAAAGGUAGAGCUGUGGUUUGCUCCAAUUACUAUAAGCAAAUGCUAGAGCUGCUCCUAUUACUAGAAUCAAAUACUAGGUAAAUAACCCUGUUACUAUAAUAAACUAACUCGCUAAUAGAGUAUAAGAUAAUAUAAGAUCAUGUUUGAACAAGCCAAUCAGAAGCUAUGCAGUAUCUCGGCUCGGGGAAGAAGAUAUAUAAAGUCAUUCCGGAAUAGUAGGGCUAUUAGCAAGUUCUUAAAAUGGAGUGGAUUGGCUUUCCUGAGUCGGGUGCUUGCUUGGCUUGACCGAGUCUUAGCUGUCUAACGAGAAAGUCAGCUACAAGCGCUAAGUGAGCAAGGUAACCAUCAAGGUCAAAGCAGCAAUCUAUUCUUCAAGUAGAAAAAGCAACCGUAAGAAAGAGGUGAGGAUAGAAAGAACGUACUCUGUAUUUCAGUCUGAUUAGCGGGGUAGUCCAUUAUUCUUAUCAUUAAGUAGUAGGAGAACUAGAGACAAUCAAGUGAGAUUUAGAUCAAGGGUAGUAAGAGUGGGCUAAAGAGCGAGAGACAGGAAAGCCGUAUUUUUGGUUCCAAGAUAUAGUCUGAUAGACCGGAGUGUUAGUUUGAGAUCGAGGAAUAGCAGACCAAUAGAGCGACGAAGGAGUUUUGUUUUAUAGGUUUGAUAUCACAAAUCAUAAUGAAAGUUCUAAUAAAUAGAAUAGGGUAUGGGACUAAUAGUAUAGGUGAUGGGUAAAUGUCAUAGGAUAUGGUAUGAUCCGGUGCGCAUCUAGGUUAUGGUAUGAGAUCCAGUGCAUCUAAUCAGUGCAUCUAACAAUUGAAUAAGAACCUGGGAUUGAAUUUCCACUCGCCGAGCAGACAAGCAACUAAAGAGAGUAAGUAUAUUCCAAGAGAAAAGCCACUAAAGUCACUACUAUUAAGAAGAAUGCCAUUAAAAAACCAGAAUUACAGCAUCAUUUCAAAGAGCUGCUAACAAUGCUAACAGGGAAUCGAACACUGCCUAGCAAGACAAGACCUAUGCUUUGGUUGGUUGGUCACUCCACUUCUGAUUCUGCUGAUGAAGAUCCAGCUUCUCCACUUUCUUCUUUACCAGCUUCUGAUCAAUGGGAAUCCACUUCCCUUUUUCCUACUUAACUAGCUAGAUUGCUUUUGAAAACAUAUUCUUCUGUUGCUGAUGGUGAUACGAAAACUGGAAUGGAACCCUUUGCUUUUAGAGUGGGACUUGCUACUUCGCUGACAAGACAAACUUCAUAGCCAACGCCGAGAUAUCGAACUGCUUAUUCUGGAGUCGACUUAAAUGUAAACCGUAUCAACCGUACUACUUAUAUUUAGAAUAUGCUCUAUGAUAUACAAUUUGAGAAUCGGACCACGGAUAGAAAGAAGAAAACUGUGCCCAUAACGACUGAAACCAGAAACUAGGAUUCGCACUUAGUAGUAAAAGCCUUAUCGCCCGGGGUCAGUGCCAAGCCGUAUUACUCGCCCCGGCAUGAAAGCCUCAUUUAUCUUAUCAAAGGACAGGCCUCGCUCCUUAGCUUAAAACAUCUCCCAACUUUCACUCUGGAUUGUCAGCUGCCAUUGCUUGCUUGUCCUUACGCCUAUUGGGGAAAUUCUCCCUUUUCUGUUGAAGUUGUCAAGUAAUUCCUGUGUUCUUACUAAAUUCUUACUAGCUGCGGUUCUAUUCUUUUGAGUGGUAUAAACAUAUAGUCUUGCCUGGCAGUGUGUAAUUCCUUAUUAAAGGAUAAAGGAUCGAGAUCAGUAGCUGCAGAGUUGAGGGUAUUAUCCUAGGCAGUAGUAGCUGGUCAGUAAAGGAAAUAGGAUGUGAUGGUCCGGUAGUAAUUAAAGAAAAUCCAAUAUAGGCAAUGCAGACUAUACGCUUUGAGGGGCAUACCAAUAAUGGACUACGGACUCCGGUUCAGUAGCUAUAAAAUCAAAGGCAUUAGUCAAAGAGGCAAGUUACUACUAUAGCAUUAAAGCAAAGAUCUAAAUCAGUAGCACAAGAAUACAGGUAAGAAAAAGGCAUGGCAGGCUAACAUUAAACACCCGGGAUCAAUAGAGAAAGAUUGAAGUCCAGUAGCUCCAUUCUUGUAUUUUAUGCUUAUUAAGUAUUCGUUUGAUUCUAACAGUUGAUAGAGGAAGAGCGAAAGUCAAAGUAAAGGGAAACAGACUUCAAACGGAGCAUAGGCAUUGGGAGCGGAGUCACAAAAGAAGAUAGGUUAUCUUGCUCGGUGACUGAUCAGCAGGGUAAUCAGAAUAGGAGUUAGUGCAGACAGGCUUAUAGGUGUGUAUAGUAGUUACAGGAAAGAGAAGCGCCGGUCCAAUUCUUGAUUCAUAAUAGCUCCACUCACCAAGUAACUAACGAGUAGGUCAAACUAAUAAGCAUAUGUAAGAGACAGAGAAAGGACAGAAACACGGAAUUGCAGGAGGGGCGGGCUAGCAAGCAACGGGGCAUACAAAGGAGCGGCGAACUAAAGAACGAGAUACCGGAGCGGUAGGCUAAAAGCCAGGAAGGGAAGCCGAAACACCUCCACAAAGUAUCAGGAUUAGAUGAAGCAGUGGGACCUAUAGUUAGUAGUUUCAGAACCAAAGACAGGAAAAGCAGUCUUGUGAGUAGGCGCGCUAGCAAUUAUUAUAAGGGCCAAAGAAUUGCAGACAGGAUCAACAGAACGAAGCUGCCGAACUAAAGACUUUCGUCAAGGAAUGUAAGUUUGAUAUCUAGUGUAUAGAAAAUGGAAGACAGGAGCUACAGAGCUUAGUUGUGUAGUUAAGAGAAGCACCGGUAAUAGAGAUUUGAUCUAUAACCAAUCAAAGAAUGAUAUAAGUAAUAAAGAAUCUAGUUAUUGAGUGUAAGGUUUGGCAUGUAAUAGAGACAAAUGGAUACAAUAAGGCAUGGCCUGCGCAGUUCCAUUACUGUCCUUAGUGUCUUAAUUCUUAUAGUAAUAGGUGAAAAUACAGAUUAGACGCCCAGGUUAUAAGACCAGUAGACAGGAAAGUAAUACCGAAGCUUGAACGUAGUAAUGCAAAUGGUUUGUGGAAGAAAUGAAGUGGCAAUAAGGAAUGAAAGAUAUGGGCAUAUGCCUAGGGCAGGAGCCUGUGCUCUAUCAUUAAUUCUGAGAAUGAGAUCGAGUAAUGGCUGGCCUAGACAAAGCAGUAGAAGCCUAAGCUAAAGGGCAAGAUGCGAGGCAAGGGGUUAGCUGAAAGAAGUACCCGAGUAAAGGCAAGACUUAACGGACUUAGAAACAAGAAAAGAACUCUCAUUUGCAGACCCGCUAGCAACUUACUUUCCACUACUGAUUCAUUCUCUGAUCCACUUUCUGCGCACCCGGACCCGGAUACUGAUUGACUUAGGACGCGUAAGAUAUUCUUAUUCAUCAAAGGAACCGAACCUUCACUCGACACUGAUUGAAUUGCAGAUGAAACAAACUGACUUGAGACCCUAACUUUAUACCCUGACUUUAUACCCGGACCUGAUACCCUAACUUUAUACCCGCCUUACCCGCUCACUUGAAUUCUGUCUUUCUAUCUACGCAAUGACAACACUGAUUGACUUACUGCUGACUUUAUACUUACCGCUGACUUUAUACUUCACCGCUGACUUUAUACUUACUGAACUUUGAUGCUUGCACAUUGACGACUUGGAAAGCUAAAGCGCCUGCAUCCUCACUGAACUUUUAUGCUCUGGGACUACAACUCGGUGUUGCCUAUAAGCUGUCUCGUAUACAACAAGGAAGCAGUGUUUUUACAAGAUUCUAUAUGAGGUUCUCUGGGGCUAGCUUGAUUCUUCUCUUUCGCCCCCUGAUCCAGUAAAUAGCGUUAGCGAGUUCUUUAGUGCUUACGGAGUGAAGUUACGUGGGCAUACUAGUUUGUUUCAUCCAUUAAUAGUCGAUAAUUCACUGUGCUAAUUUCAUCCAUUAAUAGUCGAUAACAGUGCGUGCCGCCUUGCUAAAUUCAUAAAUCAAGGUAGUUUCAAUAAGCGGAAAGUCAAAACACUUCUUUUAUCUCGAGGUUCAUUGCCUGACUUCGAGCUGCACUCUGCUGGUAACCGGUGAAGACGACACUUGAGCCUUGCUUGGUACGGCGAGUAUGAGACAAAUCGGAUUGCUGCUCAUCAUAUGCCCCAGUGGUCAAUGUCAAAAGCAAUGCAAUAGAGAAUAACGCUUGGAAGAUGAUUGCAUAAAACAGAAUCCAAGCAUCUGAACAAAUACUCUAAAUGUAUUUAUUAACUGGCUGUUUUUCUUUGAUGCUGUAGUUUUGGCUCUUUCCUCUUUUCUGCUUAGAUUAGCUAGCAGGGUAUGCUCCAAGUAGUUUCGGGCGCACUACCAGUGGUUUUUCUUUGAUGCUGUAGUUGCUAGCAGGGCGCACUAUAGGAAAGAUGCCUCCGUUUGUUUUCAGGGUGGGGGAGAAGCAAGCCGAACCUCUGCCCUUACUUGAAUUCCGACCCGGACACGUCCCCAAUUCUCGUUGUGUUGGAUAAAGACGAGAUUCUGUAAGUAAUUCAGUGAGUGCUUUCUUUUUAAGUCAUUCAGUUAGUAGGUGGUUUCUUUUAAGGAGGGGUUUGAGCUUUGAAUAAGAAAAUGAAAUACGAACAACCGUGCUGGUCGUAAUAGAUCGACUUGAAUAUUGGAGCAAGAAGAAGCAUUCCCGUUCCAUUUUCAAGGAAGGAGCUGAAAGCCAUGAUACUUUCUGUUUCGUCGAGCCUUGCUUUGGUCUCCGGUUUGAUGGUUGUACGUGCUAAAAAUCCGGUACAUUCCGUUUCGUUUCCCAUCCCAGUCUUUCGCAACACUUCUGGUUUACUCAUAUUGUUAGGUCUCGACUUCUCCGCUAUGAUCUUCCCAGUAGUUUAUAUAGGAGCUAUUGCCGUUUCAUUCCUAUUCGUGGUAAUGAUGUUCAAUAUUCAAAUAGCUGAGAUUCACGAAGAAGUCUUGCGCUAUUUACCAGUCAGUGGUAUUAUUGGACUGAUCCUUUGGUGGGAAAUGUUCUUUAUUUUAGAUAAUGAAACCAUUCCAUUACUACCAACCUACAGAAAUACGACCUCUCUGAGAUAUACGGUUCAUGCCGGAAAGGUACAUUGUUGUACUAAUUUGGAAACAUUGGGCAAUUUACUUUAUACCAACUAUUCCGUAUGGUUUUUGGUUCCUAGUCUUAUUCUAUUAGUAGCCAUGAUUGGGGCUAUAGUAUUGACUAUGCAUAGGACUACAAAGGUGAAAAGACAGGAUGUAUUCCAACGAAAUGCAUUGGAUUCUAGGAGGACUAUAAUGAGGAGGACGACAGACCUUUAUCAGACCACGAUCGACUAACUGGGAAGUAGUGGU
Messenger RNA from Musa acuminata AAA Group (dessert banana), 9832 nucleotides. Its product is annotated as NADH-ubiquinone oxidoreductase chain 6. Bases 9194 to 9817 code for a protein of 207 amino acids. The transcript has a single exon. The record is from RefSeq and is a predicted model, not a curated record. Gene Ontology annotation, molecular function: NADH dehydrogenase (ubiquinone) activity. Lineage: Eukaryota; Viridiplantae; Streptophyta; Magnoliopsida; Zingiberales; Musaceae.